AGAGAGUGAAGAGGCUGCGUAUCGAUCCUGCUCUCACAGCCAUUGCAGUACAUUGGACUCCAUAGACACAGCAUUGGGUGAGUACAGCUAAACGGCGCUGUGUGACUGUCCGUGUCUAUGAGUUUACUGGGUACGUUCUGAAACUAAUUCAAGAUGGGUAAAGGUGAUCCUAAGAAGCCAAGAGGAAAAAUGUCCUCAUAUGCUUACUUUGUGCAAACAUGCAGAGAAGAGCACAAGAAAAAGCACCCUGAUGCCUCUGUAAAUUUUGCAGAGUUUUCUAAGAAAUGCUCAGAAAGGUGGAAGACUAUGUCUAAGGAAAAGACAAAGUUUGAAGAUAUGGCAAAAGCCGACAAAGUUCGCUAUGAGAGGGAAAUGAAAAGUUAUAUUCCACCCAAAGGAGAAACAAAAAAGAGGUUCAAGGACCCUAAUGCACCAAAGAGACCACCUUCAGCAUUCUUCUUGUUCUGCUCUGACUUCCGCCCAAAAAUAAAAGGGGAGCACCCAGGUUCGACUAUUGGAGAUAUAGCAAAAAAACUGGGAGAGAUGUGGAAUAACACUGCUACAGAUGACAAACUGCCCUAUGAACGAAGAGCUGCCAAGCUGAAGGAGAAAUAUGAAAAGGAUGUUGCAGCAUAUAGGGCUAAGGGAAAGCCAGAACCAGCAAAAAAAGCUCCAGCCAAGCCAGAAAAAGCCAAGAAGAAGGAGGAGGAUGAUGAGGAUGAUGAUGAGGAAGAGGAUGAUGAGGAAGAAGACGAAGAGGAGGAAGAGGAUGAUGAUGACGAAUAAGUCUUUUGGAAAAUUUUGUCUAUAAAGCAUUUAACCCCCCUGUACACAACUCACUCCUUUAAAAAGAAAAAAAAAAUAUAAUGCUGUGUAAGAUUUGAUUUUAAACUGUACAGUCUCCCUGUUUUGUUUUUUUUUUCUUGUUUUUUCCCUUUUAAUUAUUUUGUAUAGUUAACACACUACCGAAUGUGUCUAGCUAGUCCUGUCUUAUAGUGGUUUUGUUAAUUGCCACUAACCUUGCCUCUUACAGUAAAGGGGUUGUAAACUGGCAUGGGAGUAUAAGCAGGUAAAUGUUCGUGCACAGCACAAAUUAGGUUGUAUGGGGAUGUAGUUUUUGUUUUUUAUCUUCAGUUGUCUUGCAUUCAUAAUUGUUGUUCUGUUAACUGAAUACCACUCUGUAAUUGCAAAACAUUGCCGAUGUUUUGUUGACAUUCUGAUUGCUUCUAAGUAAAAUACAUUUUUUUUAA
Messenger RNA from Xenopus laevis (African clawed frog), 1250 nucleotides. RefSeq names its product high mobility group protein B1 (gene hmgb1.S). Gene Ontology annotation, cellular component: chromosome; nucleus. The transcript has 5 exons. Lineage: Eukaryota; Metazoa; Chordata; Amphibia; Anura; Pipidae. Gene Ontology annotation, biological process: regulation of transcription by RNA polymerase II. Gene Ontology annotation, molecular function: DNA binding. The record is from RefSeq and is a predicted model, not a curated record. Bases 154 to 786 code for a protein of 210 amino acids.